GUGGUGAGGGCGGAGGAGUAGUGCUGUGGAAAAUUUCGCGCUUGUGUUAGAAAUGGAAAAUCUGUGCAGCGAAAGAAUGCUGAGCUGUCAGCGUACGAAGAGCGUUAAUGUGGUGAUGUGCGUGCAAUCACAAGCGAAUGACAUGAAGAGAGUACAAACUCCAAAGCGUUAAGAAGCAAACACGUUUAUCUGAAUCCCCCUCUCCUGCCCUUGAUCCUUGUACACUUGACAGGAGCAGUUUCUCUUCAGUCGUUUUCUGCUCGGGCGGUGAGGCGCUUCACGCUCUAAUCGGCAAGUGGUUGUAUGCGUGUACAAAGGACGUGUAAAACUUGUGUAGCCAAAUCGGACUGAGCGUAAGUCAACUCGCACGUAGCAGACGACUGACAGACAGCUGAAAAAUUCCGUCCUAGUUGCCAACAACAGUUUUCCAGAAAUAUGACUUCGUACAGUGGCCGCACCAUGAAGUGCAACGAGGAUCUCGAAAAUGAGAGGAAGAAAUGCACAUUUGAUCCACUUGAACUGACACACAUGCUUGACGGUGGCGAGGACAAGACGAAGGAGAGGAGAGACAGACAACAGUUCUUCCUGUCGGAUGCAGAACUUAGAGAUGACGUUCCUAAUGAAUAUCUGAGCCACAAGGAGAAGUUUGAGAAUUCUAUUAAGAAGGCUUGUGCAUUAUUCAAGAAAGUAAAUGAGUCCAGUGGAGGAGGUGGAAGUGUUGAUGGUUACAGGCAAGUUUUGGGUGGUAUGCUUGGCAGUGCGGUUCUGAAUGAUGGAAAUCCAUUUGCACUUCACUUUGUUAUGUUUAUUCCAACAAUUAUGGGCCAAGGAAAUGUGGAACAACAGGCAUAUUGGGUUGGAAGAGCAUGGAAUUGUGACAUCAUUGGAACAUAUGCGCAGACGGAAUUGGGACAUGGUACUUUUAUUAGAGGGCUGGAGACAACGGCACAUUACGAUCCUAAAACUAAAGAAUUUGUUUUGAAUUCUCCUACAUUAACAUCGUACAAAUGGUGGCCUGGCGGAUUGGGGCAGACAGCAAAUUAUGCAGUUGUCAUGGCGCAGCUUCACACAAAGGGCAAGUGUCAUGGCAUCCAUCCAUUUAUUGUGCAGCUAAGGGAUGAGGAGACUCAUCAUCCAUUGCCAGGUAUCGUAAUAGGAGAAAUAGGUACAAAGCUGGGGAUGAACUGCACAAACAAUGGAUACCUAGGCUUCAAAAGUGUUCGUAUUCCUCGAGAAAAUAUGCUGAUGAAGAAUUCACAAGUGCUUGAGGAUGGUACAUAUGUGAAGUCUCCCAGUGACAAGUUAACAUACGGAACAAUGAUGUUUGUGAGAGUUGUUCUAGUACAGGAUAUGUCCAGCCACUUGUCAAAAGCAGUUACAAUUGCUACAAGGUACAGCGCUGUGCGUAGGCAAUCGGAGAUGAAAGCAGGGCAAAGGGAACCCCAAAUUAUAGAUUAUGUUACACAACAGUACAAACUGUUCCCAAAUAUUGCCUUGUACUUCGCCCUGCGCUUUAGUGCCAAUUGGCUUUGGGAAAUGUAUAACAGUGUCACAUCUGAAUUGGAGUCUGGUGAUCUGGAAAGACUGCCUGAGCUGCAUGCAAUCUCAUGUUGUCUGAAAGCUGUUGCAACUGCAGAUGCAGCUGCAGGAGUGGAAACUUGCCGGCUAGCGUGUGGUGGUCACGGUUACAUGACAUCCAGCAAUCUUCCCUGCAUCUAUGGACUUGUAACUGCUGCCUGCACAUACGAGGGAGAGAACACCGUUAUGCUUCUGCAGACUGCCAGGUUCUUGAUGAAAGCAUGGGGCCUUGCUGCCAGCAAUCAGGCACUGACACCAACAGUGGCUUACUUACGCCAAGCUGUAGGCAGAGGUAGUGAGGGAACCUUUGAGAAAACAAUGCAAGGACUCAUCCGUGCAUACUGGCAAGUGGCUGCAGGAAAAAUUAAGCUUUGUCACCAAGACAUGGAAAGGAGGAUAAGAGGUGGAUAUUCGUCUGAGGACGCCUGGAAUAUGACGUCUAUAGAACUUGUACAGUGCGCAGAGUCUCACUGCCGUGCAUUCAUAGUGGAAAAAUUUGCUGAGAGAGUAUCCAGUUUGGAAACAUCAGAUGCUCUUCGAGCUGUUUUGGCCCAGCUUUGUGAAUUAUAUGCCACCUACUGGGUUUUGCAACGGUCAGGUGACUUUCUUCGGUUUGCUGGAGCCAAGCCUCAAGACAUAGAGGAUGUGCAGCUGUGGAUGGAAUCCCUCUUGACUUUAAUACGGCCAAAUGCAGUCGGUAUUGUAGAUGGUUUUGAUAUCUGUGAUGAAAUUCUGCGCUCUACAUUGGGUUCCUGGGAUGGCCAAGUGUACCAACGUCUCUUCGAUGAAGCUUUAAAAAGUCCACUCAACAGAGAACCUGUCAACAUGUCCUUCAAAAAGUACAUGGAACCACUAUUCAAAUCCAACCUGUAAUCUGAUGGAGAGACUCCUCACUUAAAAACCAAGGCACUAUGUUGUACUUCAGUGUAGUUUUUAUCACAACUACGAUAAGCAUUUAUUUUUUAUAACUGUUUCUCUCUGAUUUUGGUAUCAAGACUUUUUUAUUGUGUACAUUUAGGGCAAGGGAUGAAAUGCUGCAUAAUAAAUGUGAUCAUUUAUUUUUCUAAUGGUAUCCACACUAAAGGAUUCCAAAAAUUUUUAUGUACUAGUUAAAUUUGUCAUAAAUUUUAUAUAAAAGUUAAAUUGCUAAAACUAUUUUUAUAUUACAUUUUUCGUACUAAUGUAUGUAAAUAAGAAAACAUAAAAGUUACAGAAAAGUUAAAAUGUAAUGUUGUGCAGUUAAUGUAGACUUGGGAGUAGAUAGUAACAGUCCUGUUUCCUGGCUUGUCACAGAAGUAAUACUCAUAAUAUCAGAAAUACAGAAUAAAGUACAAAAUUUUAGUUAAUAUACUGUCAAUUACUUCCGAGUUAGUCUCAAAUAAAAUGUAUUUAGGCUUGUUAAUAAUCUGACAUUAGUACUAUGUACAGUGAGACUGUAAAGCAUAUUAAGCACAACUGUUAAAUAUGUGUAUGCAUUUCAGUAGCAUGACUUUUAUUUUCAUUUAUCUGUUACACAAACUUGUCAAAUAACCAGCCACAAUAACAGUUGGGGUGAUAAAUUAAUGCCAGGAAGCAGAAGUUAUUUACUGAAAAGAAUGUUGUAUCUUCUGACGAUAAUUGGAGUUUCCAACACAUAAGAAAGCAGCUUGAAGUAUUAAACACAUUAAUAAAUAGAAGUGGACACUUCGUCCAUCAGCAAAGUGAUGGAUGGUCAGCUGCCCCUUAUUUAAUAGUAAUCUAUAUGUUCGACAUGUUUUUGUUCAUAUUGCUUUGUUAACUGCGUGUUUUGUGUAACUGGCAGCCUUCUGUGUGGUCAGACCGAUAAGAUUCAGUUAAGUGAUGAGACAUAAUCCUGUGCAAAUCUCUAGUCAACUUUUAUUGAUGCAUACUGGAAAUUUCAGGUAGAAGACCUGAAAUUUUCCAUAUGUCGGGGGUGUUUUGUGUAAUUUUUCUUUGGUCUUGUUAUCAGUAUUAAACUGUAAAAAUACAGCUGGACAAAAUAAAACUUGAAAGUAUUUUUUAAUAAUA
Schistocerca nitens (vagrant locust) is the source of this 3606-nucleotide messenger RNA. It is a transcript of the gene ACOX1, whose product is annotated as probable peroxisomal acyl-coenzyme A oxidase 1. The transcript has 13 exons. Gene Ontology annotation, cellular component: peroxisome. Gene Ontology annotation, molecular function: FAD binding; fatty acid binding; acyl-CoA oxidase activity. Lineage: Eukaryota; Metazoa; Arthropoda; Insecta; Orthoptera; Acrididae. Gene Ontology annotation, biological process: fatty acid beta-oxidation using acyl-CoA oxidase; lipid homeostasis. The coding region runs from base 436 to 2451 and encodes 671 amino acids. The record is from RefSeq and is a predicted model, not a curated record.